AUGUCGUCUCACGACGUCGAAAAGAAAGACCUGGGCUACGAUGUCGCAUCGCCCCCAACUAAAGAUGUCGGCCUCGGUGAAGAUCAGCACAUUCGAGGUCUCGAGACGAGCGCUGAGACGUCGCUCCACAGAGGCCUCAAGGCGCGACACAUCACUAUGAUUGCCAUUGGUGGUGCUAUCGGAACUGGUCUCAUUAUCGGUACCGGAAAGGCUCUCGCCCAAGCUGGUCCUGGUUCUGUCUUUAUCUGUUAUACUCUUGUUGGUUUCGUCGUCUUUCUCGUCAUGGCUGCUCUUGGUGAGAUGGCUGCUUGGUUGCCCAUGUCUGCUGGUUUCACUGGUUACGCUUCUCGAUUCUGUGAUCCUUCUCUCGGUUUUGCUCUUGGCUGGACAUAUUGGUUCAAAUACAUCAUUGUCACGCCUAACCAACUUACCGCUGCCGCCCUCGUCAUUCAAUAUUGGGUUGAUCGAGACACAGUCAAUCCUGGUGUCUUUAUUGCCAUCUUCCUCGUCGUCAUCUGCGUUAUCAACUACUUUGGUAUCAAAUUCUUUGGUGAACUCGAAUUCUGGCUUUCCUCCUUCAAGGUCAUCACCAUCAUCGGUAUAAUCCUGUUCUCUCUCGUCCUGGCUCUCGGCGGUGGCCCUGACCAUGACCGAAAGGGUUUCCGAUACUGGAGCAACCCUGGUGCAUUCAAGCCUUAUAUCAUGGAAGGCGACGCUGGACGAUUCCUCGGAUUCUGGUCCUGCAUGGUCAACGCAACCUUUGCCUACCUCGGAACCGAACUCGUUGGUGUCACAGUCGCUGAGGCCCAGAACCCUCGCAAGACCAUCCCCCACGCCAUCAAGCUUACCUUUUACCGAAUUCUCUUCUUCUACUGUCUCUCCGUCCUCCUCGUCGGCAUGAUCGUCCCCUACAACUCUGAGGAACUUGCCUUUGCCACCACUGCCAAGGCUGGUGCUUCUGCCUCGCCCUUUGUCGUUGCUGGUACAAUCGCUGGUGUCAAAGUCGUCCCUCACAUCAUCAACGCCUGUAUCUGCAUCUUUGUCUUUUCCGCCUCCAACUCGGAUCUGUACAUUGCCAGCCGAACCCUCUACGGUCUUGCUUCCGACGGUUCAGCUCCCGCCAUCUUCAAGAAGACCAACAAGGACGGUGUUCCCAUCUACGCCCUUGGCAUGUCUGCUUCUUUCUGUCUGCUCGCCUUCAUGAACGUCUCGGACGACUCCACAAAGGUCUUUGGCUACUUUGUCAACCUGACCACCAUCUUUGGUCUCCUGUCCUGGAUCUCCAUCCUUACCACUCACAUCUUCUGGUGCCGCGCCAAGAAGGCUCAGGGUCUUUCCAACGAAGCUCUUCCCUACGUCGCCCCCUUUGGCAUGUGGGGAUCCGUUGGUGCUCUUGCCAUGUGUAUUCUUAUUGCCUUGACCAAAAACUACGACGUCUUUGUCCGCGACAAGGAGUCAGGCAAGAUCAUGGGCGGCGAGAAGUACAAGACCUUUAUCACAGGUUACCUGGGUAUUCCCGUCUACCUGAUCCUCAUCUUUGGCCACAAGUUCAUCACCAAGUCUCGUGGUAUCAAGCCCCAUGAGGUCGACUUCUAUACCGGCAAGGAUGUCAUCGACCGUGAGGAGGAGGAGUUCCUUGCUGCCCAGGCUGCUAAGCGUGAGGCCGAGGGUCCCAACCGUGGUGGAUGGUUCUACAAGACCUUUGUUUCAUGGCUGUUCUAA
This is a messenger RNA of Fusarium poae, 1722 nucleotides long. RefSeq lists its product as uncharacterized. The record is from RefSeq and is a predicted model, not a curated record. Gene Ontology annotation, biological process: amino acid transmembrane transport. Bases 1 to 1722 code for a protein of 573 amino acids. The transcript has 3 exons. Gene Ontology annotation, cellular component: membrane. NCBI's taxonomy places the organism in Eukaryota, Fungi, Ascomycota, Sordariomycetes, Hypocreales, Nectriaceae. Gene Ontology annotation, molecular function: amino acid transmembrane transporter activity.